AUGGGGAGAUUAAAGCUGCAGACUGGGAUUAAGUCGAUUGAGGAAGAACCCGACGAGCGUGAUAUUUUUGAAUCUAAUAGAGCUACUUUAGCAUAUGCCAUUAAUUCAGAAGUAAGUGCUGUGUUGGCGGUGAUGAGGAGAAAUGUGAGAUGGGGGGGUCGUUAUGUGUCAGGUGAUGACCAACUAGAAGACUCUCUAAUUCAAUCUUUGAAGACAUUGAGGAAGCAAAUCUUCUCUUGGAAGCAUCCAUGGCAUACCAUCAACCCGGCUCUCUAUCUUCAGCCGUUCUUGGAUGUGAUUCGGUCAGAUGAAACGGGUGCACCGAUCACUGGGGUUGCUUUGUUGUCUGUUUACAAGAUAUUAACUCUUGAUGUGAUAGAUCACAAUACUGUAAAUGUUGAAGACGCUAUGCAGCUCGUAGUUGAUGCUGUGACUAGUUGCCGGUUUGAGGUGACAGACCCUGCCUCUGAAGAAAUGGUGUUGAUGAAGAUACUUCAGGUUCUUCUGGCUUGUAUGAAGAGCAAAGCAUCUGUCAUGUUGAGUAAUCAGCAUGUUUGUACCAUAGUGAACACUUGCUUUCGUAUCGUACAUCAAGCAGGCAGUAAAAGUGAGUUGUUGCAGAGGAUUUCACGCCACACUAUGCAUGAACUUGUCAAGUGCAUUUUUUCACACCUUCCAGAUGUUGAAAACGCAGAACAGGCAUUGUUUAAUGGAGUUACUACUGUCAAACAGGAGGUUGGUGGGCUGGAUAAUGAUUAUGCUUUUGGGAGUAAACAGAUGGAGAAUGGCAAUGGCAAUUCAGAAUUGGAUGGUCAAGCAUCCUCUGUGAGCUAUGGUUCUAAUGUUUCCACUGCUCUGGUGGCAAUGGAAGAAAAUGCAAUUGGGGCUGGUAGUGUAAAGGAUGCCCUUCCUUUUGAUUUGCAUCUUAUGACAGAGCCAUAUGGAGUGCCAUGCAUGGUGGAGAUAUUUCAUUUCUUGUGCUCCUUAUUAAAUAUUGUUGAGCAUGUCGGAACAGGUCCCAGAUCAAAUACUAUAGCAUUUGAUGAAGAUGUCCCACUUUUUGCUUUGGGCUUAAUUAAUUCAGCUAUAGAAUUGGGCGGCUCUUCUAUUCGUCGUCACACUAGGUUACUGAGUUUGAUUCAAGAUGAAUUAUUUCGUAAUCUGAUGCAAUUUGGUUUGUCGAUGAGCCCGCUUAUUCUCUCAAUGGUCUGUAGCAUAGUUCUCAACCUGUAUCACCAUCUGCGAACUGAACUAAAACUGCAGCUCGAGGCUUUCUUCUCCUGUGUGAUUUUGAGACUUGCACAGAGCAGAUAUGGUGCUUCAUACCAGCAGCAAGAGGUUGCCAUGGAGGCUCUUGUAGACUUCUGCAGGCAGAAAACCUUUAUGGUGGAGAUGUAUGCCAACUUGGAUUGUGACAUAACAUGCAGUAAUGUGUUUGAAGACCUUGCUAAUUUAUUGUCAAAGAGUGCUUUUCCAGUCAAUUGCCCUUUGUCUGCAACACACAUUCUUGCUCUGGAUGGCCUUAUUGCUGUUAUUCAGGGGAUGGCUGAAAGGAUAGGCAAUGGAUCAGUGAGUUCAGAACUGGCACCGGUGAAUCUUGAGGAGUAUACCCCCUUCUGGAUGGUGAAGUGUGAAAACUAUAGUGAUCCAAAUCAGUGGGUUCCAUUUGUCCGCCGGAGGAAGUACAUUAAGAGAAGGUUGAUGAUUGGAGCUGAUCACUUUAAUCGUGACCCAAAGAAAGGACUAGAGUUUCUCCAAGGAACACAUCUCCUACCUGACAAACUUGACCCUCAAAGUGUGGCUUGCUUUUUCAGGUACACUGCUGGGUUAGAUAAGAAUCUUGUUGGGGAUUUCUUGGGAAAUCAUGAUGAGUUUUGCGUUCAGGUUCUCCAUGAAUUUGCUUGGACUUUUGAUUUCCAAGACAUGAAUCUGGAUACUGCUUUGCGGUUGUUCUUGGAAACCUUUAGACUUCCUGGAGAAUCACAAAAAAUACAAAGGGUGCUUGAGGCAUUUUCUGAGAGAUAUUAUGAGCAAACACCACAGAUUCUAGCUAACAAGGAUGCAGCUCUUUUGCUGUCUUAUUCUCUUAUAAUGCUCAACACAGAUCAGCAUAAUGUACAGGUGAAGAAGAAAAUGACAGAAGAGGACUUCAUCCGGAAUAAUAGGCACAUCAAUGGAGGAAAUGACUUACCUCGAGAGUUCCUGACGGAAUUGUAUCAUUCAAUUCUCAAGAAUGAGAUCCGCACAACUCCAGAACAAGGAUUUGGUUUCCCUGAAAUGACCCCGAGCCGUUGGAUUGAUCUAAUGCACAAGUCCAAAAAGACUGCUCCAUUCAUCACAUCUGAUUCUAGAGCUUACCUUGACCAUGAUAUGUUUGCUAUAAUGUCAGGUCCAACAAUUGCUGCUAUCUCUGUGGUGUUUGAUCAUGCAGAACAUGAAGAUGUUUACCAGACAUGUAUUGAUGGAUUCUUGGCUGUUGCUAAAAUCUCAGCAUGCCAUCAUCUUGAAGAUGUAUUGGAUGAUCUUGUUGUGUCUCUUUGCAAGUUCACAACCCUCUUGAAUCCAUCAUCGGUCGAGGAACCUGUGCUAGCCUUUGGUGAUGAUGCAAAAGCAAGGAUGGCAACUGUGACAGUUUUUACCAUUGCAAAUAGGUAUGGAGAUUAUAUUCGUACUGGUUGGAGGAAUAUUCUGGAUUGCAUCCUGCGAUUGCACAAACUCGGUCUCCUUCCUGCUCGUGUGGCCAGUGAUGCUGCUGAUGAAUCAGAGCUUGCUGCUGACCCAGGCCAUGGUAAACCUAUUACAAAUUCCCUGUCUUCUGUUCACAUGCAAUCCAUGGGAACUCCUAGGAGAUCUUCUGGAUUAAUGGGCCGAUUCAGUCAGCUCUUAUCUCUCGAUACCGAGGAGCCGAGAUCGCAACCCACUGAACAACAACUUGCUGCUCAUCAACGCACCCUUCAAACAAUCCAGAAGUGCCAUGUUGACAGCAUAUUCACUGAGAGCAAGUUCUUGCAAGCUGAAUCGUUAUUGCAGCUAGCACGAGCACUCAUCUGGGCUGCAGGUCGCCCUCAGAAAGGCAACAGUUCACCAGAAGACGAAGAUACUGCUGUUUUCUGCCUUGAGUUGCUCAUUGCAAUUACACUGAACAACCGGGACAGGAUUGUGCUAUUGUGGCAGGGUGUUUAUGAGCACAUAGCUAAUAUUGUUCAGUCAACUGUAAUGCCUUGUGCGUUAGUAGAGAAGGCUGUUUUUGGACUUCUCCGGAUUUGCCAGCGGCUGCUCCCCUACAAAGAGAACCUGGCGGAUGAACUUUUGAGGUCACUGCAACUUGUAUUGAAGCUUGAUGCUCGUGUUGCUGAUGCAUACUGUGAACAAAUUACACAGGAAGUGACUCGUCUUGUGAAAGCAAAUGCUACACACAUCAGAUCUCUAAUGGGUUGGCGUACAAUUACAUCCUUGCUUUCCAUCACUGCUCGUCAUCCAGAAGCUUCUGAAGCAGGAUUUGAUGCCCUGUUGUUCAUUAUGUCUGAUGCAGCGCAUUUGUUGCCUGCAAAUUAUGUUCUCUGUGUUGAUGCAGCGAGGCAGUUUGCAGAGUCUCGUGUGGGACAGGCUGAGAGGUCUGUGCAAGCACUUGAACUUAUGGCAGGUUCUGUUGAUUGUUUGGCUAGGUGGUCCCGUGAUGCAAAGGAAGCAAUGGGGGAGGAGGAGUCUGCAAAAUUAUCACAGGAUAUUGGGGAAAUGUGGCUGAGGCUUGUGCAGGGUUUACGAAAAGUUUGUUUGGAUCAGAGAGAAGAGGUCAGAAACCAUGCUCUUUUAUCAUUGCAAAAGUGCUUGACCGGAGUGGAUGGGAUCAACCUUCCACAUGGUCUGUGGUUACAGUGUUUUGAUCUGGUGAUCUUCACUAUGCUAGAUGACUUGCUUGAAAUUGCUCAGGGACACCAAAAAGACUACCGAAACAUGGAAGGGACACUUAUCAUUGCUGUAAAACUCUUGUCAAAAGUGUUUUUACAGUUGCUUCAUGAACUAGCGCAGUUAACAACUUUCUGCAAAUUAUGGUUGGGAGUGCUUAGCAGAAUGGAAAAAUAUCUGAAGGUCAAAGUAAAAGGGAAGAAAAAUGAAAAUCUUCAGGAAACGGUGCCUGAGCUUCUUAAGAACACCUUGCUUGUAAUGAAGAGUAGGGGAGUGCUUGUGCAGAGGAGUGCAUUAGGUGGGGAUAGCUUGUGGGAACUUACAUGGCUGCAUGUGAAUAACAUUGCUCCAUCUUUACAAGCUGAGGUGUUCCCUGAUCAAGAUCGGGAGCAGUCACAUCAUAAGCUGGGUGAAACUGGUGGAAGUUUGGUGUCUGGUGAAACAGAUUCUGUUCCUUCAAAUGAAUCAGUGCAUACUGAAGUUGCUGGCUCAGGAGGUUAA
Dovyalis caffra is the source of this 4407-nucleotide messenger RNA. The record is from the annotation of a GenBank genome assembly. Lineage: Eukaryota; Viridiplantae; Streptophyta; Magnoliopsida; Malpighiales; Salicaceae.